This is a messenger RNA of Dioscorea cayenensis subsp. rotundata (Guinea yam), 1140 nucleotides long. RefSeq lists its product as uncharacterized. Lineage: Eukaryota; Viridiplantae; Streptophyta; Magnoliopsida; Dioscoreales; Dioscoreaceae. The transcript has 2 exons. The record is from RefSeq and is a predicted model, not a curated record. Gene Ontology annotation, molecular function: nucleic acid binding; RNA-DNA hybrid ribonuclease activity. The coding region runs from base 1 to 1140 and encodes 379 amino acids.
AUGUCAAUUGAUAAUCCUGAGGAUUUACUGUUCUCUAAUCUCUUAGAGACUAAUGGUUUUUUCUCUGCCUCCCUCAUAAGCUUGUUUGGUAACAAUUUUAAUUGGAACUGUUUCGAGAAUUUAAAUAUUGAGGGUGGUUCCAAUCUUUGGGUCUGGAGAUUCCUUUCUUACAAAGUUUCUAUAGCUUCUUCAGUCUAUGAGCAUGCUUCUAGUUCAAAUAUUACUGAAACCCCUUGGCUGAGCUGGUUGAUAAUUUGGAAACUCCCUACUCUUCCGCGAGUUAAAAUUUUUCUCUUGAAGCUUGCACACAGGAGACUCUCCACGGGGGAAUACUUAUAUCAGCUCAAUAUUGGCCCUAAGAUAACUUGCCCUUUGUAUGGACUUGCUGAUGAAUCUGCUGAGCACUUGAUUUGGAAUUGUUGCAAAAUUAGACACUACUGGCAAGAUGUCUGGCUUUUAAAGAAUAUUUAUGGUAGAGAUGUUGACCUGCGUGCUAAGGCAUUUAUUGCUUUUGUGGCCUGGAUCAUCUGGAAAUCUAGAUGCAACUUAAUCUUCAAUAAUAGACCGAUCAACUUCAGUUCAAUUGUUCCUAACACGUGGAUUGUGUGCUACAACCGCUCCACAUACACCUUCAGGGAGUUCCCCAAAACUUCUCAUUUAAACAAAUCCAUAACUAUCUUCACUGAUGCUUCGUGGUGUGAGGAAUCUAGGUCUUCGAGCCUGGGUUUCAUCAUCUUAUCUAAUAUGAACCACAUUUUGAUUGCAGGUGCCAAAGAUGCAGUGACCUCUUCUCCCAUCAUGGCUAAGUUCGCAACCAUCAACCUCGCUUUGCAAUUUUGUAUUUCGAAUGGAUGGCUUCUUUCUUGCCUUUUCUGUGACUGUGCUGGUGUUGCUCAGCUCCUAAAGAAUUUCAACGUGUGUACUCCGUGGCAUAUCAAAGAUGAAUAUCAGAUACUUAAAAGGAACCUGGUUUUCUUCCCUCACCUAUAUAUUGAAUCUAUACCUAAGGAGGAAAAUGAAAUUGCGGAUGCUUUGGCAACCUUCGACAGAAAUAGCAUUCAACUAUUUUUAUUUUUUCAAGGGCUAGACCGGCCCCAAUGGCUUGACGACAUGUGCUCCUUACGACAUUUUACCUUUUAG